This is a messenger RNA of Quercus robur (English oak), 1730 nucleotides long. Its product is annotated as zinc-finger homeodomain protein 5-like. The transcript has a single exon. Gene Ontology annotation, cellular component: nucleus. Gene Ontology annotation, molecular function: DNA-binding transcription factor activity; transcription cis-regulatory region binding. Bases 606 to 1574 code for a protein of 322 amino acids. The record is from RefSeq and is a predicted model, not a curated record. Lineage: Eukaryota; Viridiplantae; Streptophyta; Magnoliopsida; Fagales; Fagaceae. Gene Ontology annotation, biological process: regulation of developmental process; regulation of DNA-templated transcription.
CAUCAGUAUCUCUCUUUGCACUUGAGUCCUUAUUAUCUCUCCCUGGCUUCACCACAAGCAACCAAGCUGUCUCUUGUUGGAUGUGUAGCUGGCUUGUUGGAAGCACUGAAACACAAACCCAAAACCAAAACCAAAACCAAAACCAAAACACCAGCUUUCUCUCUCUCUUCUAGCUCUAAUUCUGUGGUUGUGCACAAGUGCAAGCUAAAUAGAUGGUAAAGCUGCUGCUCCUGCUGCUUUUCUCAGUAGCACAACUGUGAGUUUGGUCCAAGUUUUGAUUUCUUGUAUUUAUUUUGAGUUAUUGUUUCCAAUUAUUUUAUAUCAUAUGCUCUCUCUUUCUCUUCAAAGCACGCGUCUUGUAAGUGAGAACUGUUGAAAUUAGCAGCAUAGGUUGGUGGGUUUAGCAGUACCCUAAUUCUAAAUCAGGUGGAAGUGGGAGAAAAAAAAAAAACAACACGAUAAUUAGUUAAGCUACCUCUAAUUAUCUCUUUGAAAAAUUGUCGGCCUUUUCGAUUGGAAGAGAAGUUACAAGGUACAAAAUCUUGGUAGCGGUCCAAGAUCUAAGCUAGGAUAGAAGAUUGAGAGGUUCCAUCAGUGCAUAAAUAAUGGAAAUGAAAGCGCAAGAAAAAGAACUAGGAACCCCAGGAUCUUUAAGCUAUGGUGGUCAUCUCAUUGGAGGAUCACUAGAAGUUGAGAGAAGAAGAGAUGGAUUUCAUGGUGGAAGUGGAACUGCAAGCCGCAGUCGUACACAAUCCCUAGCUCCUCAACAACACCACCCUAGUCAAGCAAGAGUUACAGUCACAGUCCCAGAUCCAGUUACUAGUGCAACAAUUGCACCCAUGUUAGGCAGAUCCAACUCAAACCCACAAUCAGCAGCAACAGUUAGAUACCGAGAAUGCUUAAGGAAUCACGCAGCGAGCACUGGAGGCAAUGUUUUUGAUGGCUGUGGAGAGUUCAUGCCAAGCGGUGAAGAAGGAUCCCUAGAAGCUUUGAAGUGUGCUGCUUGUGAUUGCCACAGGAACUUUCACAGAAAAGAGGUUAAUGGUGAGACUCAAUUCAGUCCUGGUUCAAGAAGAAGUAUAGUGCUAAGCCCUCUUCAAAUCCCCCCACUUUCAUCUCCAGCUGGAGUGCUACACCAUCAAAAAUUCUCAAUGGGGUUUCAUACAAACCCUACUGCUCCCAUUGUUCAACCAAUGAAUGUAGCUUAUGGUGGUGGUGGGGGAGGGACUGAGUCUUCAAGUGAAGACCUCAAUGUGUUCCAUUCAAAUGCAGAGGCAAUGCCACAGCCACCAUUUUCUGUGUCAAAGAAGAGGUUCAGAACUAAGUUCACACCGGAACAGAAGGACAAGAUGUUAGAGUUUGCUGAGAAGGUUGGGUGGAGGAUUCAGAAACAAGAUGAAGAGGAAGUGGUGAAGUUUUGUGCUGAGAUUGGAGUGAAGAGACAGGUUCUUAAGGUUUGGAUGCACAAUAACAAGAAUUCAAUGAAGAAGCCGAAUGAGACUGAAAAGCAAACUUUUGAGAUGGGUAAUGCCAAACCAGUGGCAGUGGAGGGAGGCAUAGAGGCUGAGAUGUAGAAAAACUAGAAAGACUAGGAUAAGGUUUGUAUAGGAUGGGGUGGUGGGUUAUCAAGAAUUUUAUGUCAGAAUCUUUGAUGUGGGAUUAGUGUAAUUCUUUUAAAAAUCCCUAGCUAUUGUUGCCUUGUCUUAAUGAUUAUUUUCCCAAUUCACUUA